Molecule: messenger RNA, 4376 nt
Organism: Melanotaenia boesemani (Boeseman's rainbowfish)
Lineage: Eukaryota; Metazoa; Chordata; Actinopteri; Atheriniformes; Melanotaeniidae
Product: meiosis inhibitor protein 1
Exons: 33
Coding region: 193-4161 (1322 amino acids)
Biological process (GO): meiosis I
Source: RefSeq, a predicted model, not a curated record
UGUACUGAAACUAAGAUAAUUUUACACAGAUGUUCGGCUGCCUCAUAUUUAGUAGUUUUACACUUUGCUCAAUGUAUGAAAUAGUUAUAUUUUAUGUGUUAUAGUUUUUCGAUAUAUAAACGUUGUUAAAGCUCACCAACAUAUUUGGUUUUAGGGAGAAUUUCCGAUGAGCUGCGGCUAGCUUCAGGUGAAAUGACCAUGACAAAUCUUGUUUAUGACAAAAUCCACUUCAGACAUGAUCUGAAAUGGAGUGUCAGCCUACGGCCCGCAGAGGACGGCGGAGUGCUGUUCUGUGUGGCCUGUGUUAUUGAAAUGAUGGAAACUGAAGAUAUUGCGUCUGUGAGAAAGUCUUUUGCCUUGUCUAAUAUUAUUGGGGUGAUGAAGAGUUCUCCGGGGACCUUGAGAGAGCUGCUCCGACAGGACCACAGAGUUGCUCUGCACUUUAUAGCUACACUAUUAGUGAUGCUGCAAACUAUGGAGGACCCAGUCACUCUGGAAAAAGUGGAUCAAGUUCUGGUCCAGCUGCUUUUAGAGCUCCAGAAUGAGCUGUCAUUUCACCUAGUUUUGGAUGAGAUACACAAACAGCUGAGCAACCAGCAAAGUAUGAAGCCCUGCCUGCCUACAUUUAACUUCUUGGGGAACCUUGUGAAAGCGGUCCCUAAUGUUGCCCGUAGCCUUGUGACGCAGUAUGUGCCUUUGCUAGACCAGCUGUGCUCAGCCCUGCUUUACCCAGAUGAAGCGCUGAAGACAUCAGUGGUGUAUGUGUGGCUCCAGCUGUUGGGUGCAGCUGGAGACACAGCAGCUCAGUCUCUGCCCAUUGCCAUCAGGGACAGAGUGUGCGUCCAGUUGCUGCAGACCUUUGCUAACGCCAGCUCAGCACUGCUCAUUAAAAACUGUGUUGGGCUGCUUUGGCACCUUGUACAGGUGGGCGAGGCAGUGUCAGUUCUGAUGAACAGCCCAGGCAGUCAGAUGAUGUGCGAUGAGAACCAGGACAUCCUUGCCAACAACAGCCAGGCCCUCAUCCAAAACCAAGAACAACAGCCCACUGACCAAUGCCUUCUGCCUCUCUUGCUGAAAAAGGUGCUGCUAAGUGGCGAUGAGAUGUUGCAGUUGACCAGCGCUAAGUGUAUUGCAGCCAUUUUGGUGCACACUCCCAGAGAGUACAGUACUUUCUUCAUCAAGGCAGAUACAGCAGGGUUUCUCUUUGAUCGUCUGGCGUGUAGUAGUAGUGAGAUGCUGCUGUGGUGUGUCUACAGUUGUCUGGUAUUACUAACUGAAGACACACUCUUCUUCUCCCAGUGUCACUCUGUCUAUGGUAUUGAAUACCUAGUGCGGAGUCUGAAGGAGGCUUUGCAGAUGACCAGUCUGGAAGUACCAAAACAAGGUUUCGUGCUCCUCACUGAAAUACUAGAAAGCAGACAGCCCCCAAGUGUACAUUUGUUCCCCAGUGGCUCAGGGUUUGUGGCGGUUUCAGAGGCUGUGGUAGCCGGAGUCUCGUCCCCCUGCCUGUUGGUUGCUGCACAAGCCGCCAGCGCCGGCGCCUCUUUGUUCAGACUCAAUCACCAGUCCAGACCGGUCCAGUUCAAGGAGCUAGAGGCAUUGAUAAAGGCCAUCACUGAAAGAUUCUCUGAACUACUUGUACCUUCUCCUGCUCAUUGGCGAAAAACUAGAAAUAUGAGGAGAUCCAAUCACAGCGGCCAGAUCUUCAGGUCCGAAAGGUUUCUGGUUCAGGCUCUGGUCUGUUUUCAGGCUGCCUGCAGGCUGGCUGAGCAGUGCGCGUCAGACCCUGUCCUGAUGGAGAACCCAUUUACAGCUCCAAAUAAAAAGAACAAAGAUGAGAACUCGCUGGAAUCUCUGUGUCAGUGUCUGCUGCACUGCUGUGACUCUGUCUGGAUGCCCACUGUCCUUAGGAUGUGUGAGCAGGCACCUAAUGCCCAGAUUCUGCAGUACGUCUACUCCAUCCUUUCUUCCCAGUUUGCCCUUCUUCCAUCUCUCAUGCCUGCAUUUGCAACUAAGCUAGCCUCCUCUGGUUUCUUCAGGCUGGCUCUGGAGCACAAAGGCCUGUUCUGUUCAGGAAACAGAAACCCAGAUCUGAAUGCAUCUUGCUGCAGUUUACUGCAGAAGCUCAGUAUGUGUCUGCUUUUCCAGUCAGACUCAACUUUUGGCUCCAGUCACGAUUUUGAGGAGGUGAAAAAUCUUCUGCAAUGCAACCUUCCCUCUCUGUGUUUUCAUCUGUCAGACUGGCCUUCUCUGCUGUGUGAAUAUCAAGAACCAAGGACCACUCAGUACUGUGUUGUGAUAGUGCUUUAUCUUGCUCUGCAGCAUGGAGACAGGCUUCUCCCAGACCAGACAGUCUUCUCCAGUGUGGUGUGGCUGUUGCAGUCGGUGCAGGAGCAGGGUAGCUGUGCUCUGCCUCGCUCUGUCCUCCGCUCUGCCCUCUACCUGCUGGCAGUGACACAGGACAAGAGCCCCAAUCUUGAUGGGGUUCCUUUGAACUACAUCAGCAAAGCACUCUCUUCCUGCCAAAGCUUCUCUUCCCUCUACUUUCACCAUCCUGCACUCCUCCACUUCAUCUGUCGCUAUCCGGAGCUUUCAGAAAAAUUUGGGGCCCUGCUCUUGGAAAUGUGGCUGACCAUGCAAGCACAGCACACAGAUGAAGAUCAAACUCUGGCAGACAUGCAGGAGAAGGCUGAAAAGACAGAUAGACAUGGAGACCAGAGGCAAGUUGAGGAGCAAGACACAGAAACAAUGGAGCUACUGACUCUGACAGAGAAAUACCCAAAUAUUAUUUUGACCCUCCUGGACAUGGUUAGUAGCAGAGAGGCUGCCCUUGCAGAGCGAGUUCUGGGUGUACUGGAGGUUGUUCUGAAUAGUCAGAGACGGUGUAUCACAGACCUUUGUGCAAAUCUCAGACCAGCCCUGCUCCAGGAGUUACAGCGGAUCGGUGUGGAGAACAUGGCUCAUGGUCUUGGACAUGGACUUGCUGCACCAGUCAACUCACUCCCUCUAUUGCUCAAGCUGCUUUGUGUGAUUCAGACCAGUGACCCACCUUCACCCCCACUCUAUUGUAAUAUGGAAGGAGUGCACUUCAAGCUGCUGUACCAUGUGAGUAGUAUUGUAGGGAUGCUGAAGCCAACCAACACAGAAAGCCUGCUGCCUGCCCUCAACUACCUGUACUGCUGCCUGAGUCUUUCCCCUGCACACAGCACUGACAGAGCUGUCUCUAUGCUGCUCUCCAACAGUAGGCUGAUGGACCAGCUGCAGGCAGUCAUCUCCUCCUCCUCAGCUCUGUCCCCCCCUUCUCCAUCAGCCUGUCCUCCUUCAUCCCUGCUAUGCUGCAGCCAUCUACUCCUGUCCUCCCUCAUUACCUUGCAGCGUGUUCACUCCACUCAGGUCCAUAAGAGCAUCAGUUGGAGUUUGGACACAGCUGUGCAGCGGAUUCUUCUUCAAAAAAGAAACACAAAUAACCUUUUGCUUGUCAGCUACCUCAGGUUGCUGGAGGUUCUGCUUGAUGUUGAUCUGGCAUCAGCAGUCGUGUGUGUGAGCACUAGUCCUGGAUUGGUCGGGCCCAGACCCCUGGGUGUCGAAGAUGGAGCAUUGUACCCGCUUGGCACCAGAGGAGCGCUGUUCCUCUUAACCACUCUCAGUGGACUUCUUUUGCAGAAACACGAGUUUCUUGUGAGAGCCUCAGUCAACUGUCUCAGCUCCCUGCUGGGCUUCCUCAAGAGAAGGACUCCUGCUACAGCCAAGUAUGUGGUUUGUCAACCGUGGCUUCGAUUCCUCCUCUACUGCCUGCUCAGCUCAGGAGAGAGCUGCCCUCUGCACCCUGCCAUUCUCAGACUCAUCACAGUUCUGUUGCAGUACAACAGCACAGUUGUGCUGUGGGAGCCAGAUCUUCUGCAUGUGGUUGAAACUGUGGAAAAGAGAGGGGUGAAGGAGCUCAGCCAGGAGGCAGCACAGGCCUUAAGGCUGCUUCUGAUACAGAUCCAGAGCAGCGUUUCAUUACCAUCAAAGGAGCACAAACUGAGAGUGAGGAAAAUGAUGGAGGCACUCGAACCACAGACAUCAGUGGAAAGCUGCAACCCCAGUCUGUCCAGUAACAUCUUAUGUGUUGGAGAUGUGUCCAUCUGUCUGUCUGACUUCACUCUGAAAACAAGAUGAUGCAGAUAUUUUAGAAGUGAUUGACCCAUGAGUUUGCUCUUUUCAUGGUCUCAUCUCUUUGUUUCUUCCUCUCUUACUGCAGCUCAUCCCUUUUAAGUUCAUCAAAACGAUCUGAAAAAAAGUAGUUUGUUUGCUUACAACAUCAACAGUGAUGUGGAAAAGCUGUGUUGUAACUGUCAAGCAUUUAAAGGGAAACAAUAAAUUGCUGACACCAC